Molecule: messenger RNA, 165 nt
Organism: Miscanthus lutarioriparius
Lineage: Eukaryota; Viridiplantae; Streptophyta; Magnoliopsida; Poales; Poaceae
Source: the annotation of a GenBank genome assembly
AUGGCGCUGUUCAAGACUGGAUCUUCAAGAAGAGACAACAGCUCACUACGGAGGUUCACCAAGGACUGUGAUAUUCUGCAGAGAAUCGAUGCAACAUCUGGCUUGCUAGCCACAGAAGAGAUUUUUUUGAGGUGGUUUUCAGCCACAGUCCUCUGUACACAGUAA